Molecule: messenger RNA, 2913 nt
Organism: Homarus americanus (American lobster)
Lineage: Eukaryota; Metazoa; Arthropoda; Malacostraca; Decapoda; Nephropidae
Gene: Taf12
Product: transcription initiation factor TFIID subunit 12-like
Exons: 6
Coding region: 78-857 (259 amino acids)
Biological process (GO): DNA-templated transcription initiation; RNA polymerase II preinitiation complex assembly
Cellular component (GO): transcription factor TFIID complex; SAGA complex; SLIK (SAGA-like) complex
Molecular function (GO): protein heterodimerization activity; DNA binding; TBP-class protein binding
Source: RefSeq, a predicted model, not a curated record
UACAUCAGCUGAGGAGAGGCCGAGGAGGAGACUUGGCAACUGAGCUAGGUGGAGUGAAACAACAGCUACGUGGCAACAUGUCCCAACAGGUCCAGCAGAUGGUGGGUGGCCAGGUUAUGCAGGGCCAAAUGGUACAAGUACAGGGACAGGUCGUCUCGGGCACACAAGUAGUUAACAGUGCAGGUCAGGUGGUGAUGUCAACCACUUCUGGUCUGACAAGUCUAAGUGGUCAACAGUUAGUUACACAGCUGGUGCCUGGCCAGACUAUGCAAGGUCAAGUGGUGCAUCAAGCCACAGCUCCAUUAGGUGUCAACACAACUCUUGCUUCAAGCCUCACUCAAGGACAGGUUGUCAAUGCACAGACUGUGACAGGGGUACAGCAAUUGGUACAAGGUCAGCAAAUACAAACUGUAAACAACCAUGUGUCUCAACCAAACAUGGUUGCUGCAGCCACACAAGUGAAGACUACUGGUCCCAACCAGGCAGUUCCAGCGCCGACUGCAUCCUCUAAUGUGACAGCAGAUUCCACAGCACCGGUUCUCAACAAACAGAGAAUUACUGAACUGGUUAGGGAAGUUGAUCCUAAUGAACAACUAGAAGAAGAAGUGGAGGAAAUGCUUUUGUCUAUUGCGGAUGAUUUUAUUGAGUCGACUGUUAAUGCAGCCUGUCGCCUGGCAAAGCACAGGGGAGCUAGAGUUCUUGAUGUCAAAGAUGUGCAAAUGUAUUUAGAACGCAACUGGCACAUGUGGAUACCAGGCUUUGGUACAGAUGAACUACGGCCAUAUAAGAGAGCACCUACAACUGAAGCUCACAAGCAGCGGCAAGCACUUAUUAGGAAAGCAAUAAAAAAGUAUUGAGGUUUCAGAAUUUGUUAAGUGUUUAAUUUCUUCUCCAAUUUAGCUACUUUUAACUGUCUUAUUUUUAAGUGUAAUUUGCUAUGCAAUAAUACACAGUUCAUUAAAAAAUAUAUAUCUACUGAGGUACUCCAUUUUAUAAGUUGUUUCUGCAGUGUAAAGGUGUAAGUGUCUUUGUAUUUUGUAAUUUGCUGAGAAAGGUGUGAUAGUGAAUGUAUGAGUAUCUAUGGUUUAAUAAAUAGGGUUUUUUUAUAGCAAUUCAUGCAUUCAAGAUUUUUGUGACAGUGAGAGUAUUUCUCCUGUAUCAAAUGCUGUGUAGUUUGAAUUGUAAAAUCGGUGUAUAAAUCAUAUGAAGUUUGUAUGGUACUGCAUUGAAUAGAAUCAAUUAUCACACAUUGACCAUUACAAAUUUGUAUGGUACAGUUAAGUUUUCUGAUCUAUAAAUUUGCAAAAUCUGGAUUUACCUUUAUACAAUUUUCAAACAUAACAGAAAUGCAAAUACUGUACCAUAUGUGAAAGCAUUUUCGGUUGAAUUAAAUUUAUUUAAUGGUGUUUGAAAAUACCAGUCAUAAUUUCUUAAAUUUGUUCAGGACUCAUUGAAAAUUAUUGUAUUAAAAUUAUGGUACCCAUUCCACAACCUGUGUUAUAUUUCUUUUUAACUCGGUUCUUGUCAAGAUUACUAGAUUUUGAAACAAAAUAUGUAGAUGUACAGUAAUGGUUCACCGUAUUUGUGAUUGUUGUCGUUACUGUAAACUCCGAAUUCAGAUGAUCCCAAGAUUGCACUGUGCCAUGAUUAGAAUUUGGAUCUAGAACUGCUUGACAUUCAUGCUAUGGACUAUUCCAGGAGCAAAUAUACUAUCUCUAAUUAGUCUCUAUUUUACUCAGUUAAAGGUUAAAAGGUGGAACAAUAAGGAUAGUACAGUACAUGGGAGGGUAUAAGAGGGGGAAAGUAAUUAUAUACAGUAAUGAUAGGUUGGCCUGGAGGCUCUUCUGUCAUGGCCACACCCACAGAUGGGGGCUGUCAGGACAAGUGUAGUUUCAUAGACGAGAGAGAAAUAUAAGCUAGAUGAAUUAAAUAAAUAAUAUAUAUAGUUGCUGACAAAAGUUCGCUCCGUUUGUUGAAACCGAGUCAUGGAAACGAGUUUCCGAAUUUACCUACCCUGACUGGUCUGGUGUGGCUGUGCUGCUUUAUUUUAUUUGGGGUUGAUGCUUCAUGUUGGGAGGAGUUAACUUUUGACCCAACUGUACACAAUAUGUUAGUCAAUGCCAUUAUAUUUGGUACUUGUACUUAAGUUCAUUUGAUUUGAAUUUUUGAACUGAGUAAAAUGGAAAAUAUUCUGCCAUAUCUCUUCCUCAGUUAUGGCAAGUGUAUGCUUGAACAUAGAGAAUUUAGAAUGGCUAUGCAAUAUUUUAAUUCCAAGAAUAGCGUAGUACAGUAUAAUCCCUGUCAUUUGAAUUCAGAGUUCACGCAUAACAUAGUACAGUAUGUGGCUAUUAUGGUUUUGUGAGAUUUUUAUAGGAACACCUUUGCAGUAGAUGAAAAAGUUUUGGGUAAUAAUAAUGAUAAUGUGUAAUGUAAAGAAAACCCACCAGUAGGAGAAAGAACACUGUUUUCUGACAGAGCUUCCAUGGGCAAUUGAGGCCAACAAAAGUCCUAUCUUUUGAUAAAAUAAAGAUUAAAGUUGGUUACUAGAGUAUAGAAUUUAAGUAAAGCCUUGGGUUGUAGUUUUAUGAUGUCAUGUAAUUAAAGGUAUUAUAGUUCCAAGAAUGUGCAGUAACAAUUAAGUCUUUGUUUGUACUAACUGUGGGGGUUGGGAAUCAUCUUCAGUUUAGUGUAAUAGAGAAAUUUUAUUGUGGAUUGGAGAGGGUUUCUGUUAUAUAAUGUCCAAGUGGUUGGAUUUGUUUUUGUUUUGCAAUACUAUGAUAUAUAGCUAAUAAGUACAGUAGUGGAAUAAAUUUUAAAACAUGUCAGUGAAUUACUGUUUGAACUAUAUUUUUAGGUAGGGGAAUUAUUGGGAUUAUUUAUUUAUACGGAGAUUUAUUAAAAAUGUAAAUUGUA